CACAGCAGACCACGGAUUCUCCAGCGGAGUGAGGGGGAGAGCACUGGGAAAAAAGGCUUGUUAGCUAGAUAGCUGGAUAAUUAGGUAGCUUUGCACAGUCCCUUAAUUUACAACUCAAAGCUUUUGCCCUCGCUCCAUUCCCUUUGAAGCAAGUAGACGUAGCUCCAUAUUCAGCGAGGUUAACUGAAAUUGAACAAUGGAUAUCUAUGACCCCCAGACCCUUGGGAUAAUGGUGUUUGGUGGAUUCAUGGUGAUCUCUGCUGUCGGGAUUGCUCUUGUGUCCACCUUCUCCAUGAAGGAGACCUCUUAUGAGGAGGCCCUGGCUAAACAACGCAGAGAGCUGAGUAAGACACAGUCUGCUCGCUCAGAGAAAAAGAAAAAAGACAAAGUAUCUGAGAAGAAGACCCGUGGAAAGAAGAAGGAAGAAAAGCCCAAUGGAAAGAUCCCAGAGCCUGAAAGAUUUCAAGAGGAAGCUGAAGCUGAAACAGUCAUCGAGUCUGCUGCUGCCCCAGUUGUAGCUGCUGCUCCUGCUCCUGCCCCCGAGUCUGUCCCUGCUUUGGAGGUCGAACCAGUUGCAGCUCCAGCACCAGCAGACACCCAACCCAAGACUACCGCUGAACCAAGCCUGCCUCUUACCGAGUCUUCACCUGCACCCUCACCUAAAGAGAAAAAAAAGAAGAAGGUGGCUAAGGUUGAGCCGGCCUCUACCCAGUCAGCUCCCCUCGUGGCUGCCCCUGCACCACUCAAGACCUCAGCAGUCCCUCAGUCAACCCAGGCCCCUGUGCCUGCCCCAGCUAAAGCAACCUCUGCAUCUGCCCCAGCCAAGACUGCCCCUUCAUCAGCCAAGACUGCCCCUGCCCCAGCCAAGACUGCCCCUGCCCCAGCCAAGUCUACCCCUGCCCCAGCCAAGACUGCCCCUGCCCCUGCCCCAGCCAAGACUGCCCCUGCCCCAACCAAGUCUGCCCCUGCCCCUGCCCCAGCCAAGUCUGCCCCUGCCCCAACCAAGUCUGCCCCAACCAAGUCUGCUACAGCCCUGACAAAGUCUCCACCAGCUCCAUCCAAGACUGCCCCAGUGCUGGAGGCUGUCACUAAAGAUGUCCCAGUGAUGGCAGUACCCCCAGUGGGAUCUCAGGCGCCCACUGUUGCUGGUAAAGCACAGGAGCCCAAGAAGAAGGCCUCCAAGAAAAAGACUGAGCCUGUGGCAGCGAUGGAUUCUGCUGAUGCUCCACUGUACCUGCCCUACAAGGCUCUGGUGUCCACCAUUAGUAGCAUGGUGUUCAGUGAGGGAGAGGCUCAUAGGCUCAUCGAGAUCCUGUCUGAGAAAGUCGGCAUCAUUCAGGACACAUGGCACAUGGCCACUCAGAAAGGAGACCCAGUGGCUAUAUUGAAGAAACAACUGGAGGAGAGGGAGAAACAGCUGGCAGCAGAGCAAGAGGAUGCUUCUGCAGCAAAGAACCGUCUCAGAGAACUCACCAAGGAGCUGUCCACUGAGAAAUCCAAGGUGGCCAAUGUGGAGACGAGGCUGAGUUCCCAACUGAGUAAGAGGGAGCAAGAAAUGAUUGCUCUGCAAGCUCGCAUGCAGGCCAGUUACCAGGACCAUGUAGCCCAGACCCAGGGGCUCAAUGCAAAGAUCCUCAGCCUGCAGGACCAGCUGGAAAAAGGCCCCAAUGCCCAGUUGGCCCGUCUACAGCAGGAGAACUCUAUUCUCCGUGACGCCCUCAACCAAGCCACUAGCCAGGCUGAGAGCAAACAAAAUGCGGAGCUGGCCAAGCUGCGUCAGGAAUGCACAAAGUUAACCAAGGAACUUGGAGAGAAGACAGACAGUCUGCUUGCUGAUGAGCACAUCAGGAAAGGACUGGAGGCUAAGGUCUCCACUACUGAGAAGCAGCUCACCUUGCUGCAGGCCAGCCAUUCAGAAAGCGAGCAGGUGUUACAGAGGAGACUGGAGGAGGUGUGCGAAGAGCUCAGAACAACACAGAGUAGAAACAGCAGCCUGCAGGCCUCUUUGGACAAGACCCAGCAGGACAGCAGCACACUGUCAGAGUUUCAGGUGUGUAUUGGGAGAUUGGAGGCGGAGCUCAGGGAGCGCUCUGCUCAGGUGGAUGCCCUCACUGCCCAGUUGGAGGAGACCCAGGCAGAGAAAAAACAACUUGUAGAGCAGGUAGCCUCCAUCAACUCACUGCUGGAGGCCAGUCAGACCAAAAAGGAGGAGGAUAACAAACAGCAGGGGAAUGCUGCAGAACUGGAACAGCUAAAGCUCAGCCUUCAGGAGAGAGACAACCAGCUGAGCACACUUCAUGAUGAGGUGAAGCAACUGCAGAUGAAGCAGGAAGCUGCUGAGAGCACUAUUGUUGAGCUACAGCAAAGAAAUAAGAGUGAGGAUGCCAGUCUUAUCACAUCACUUCAGGAUGAACUUAAAAACCUCAAGGAAGGCAUGGUGCAACUUAACAACACACCAUCGUCAGAUAGCUCUGCAGAGCUGGAACUACUACAGAACAGUCUGACUGAGAAGGAAGCCCUUAUCACAUCACUACAAGAGGAGCUGAGAGAAGUGAGAGAAAAGACCACUGAUGCAAACGUUGUGGCAGAGCUGACAGCCUUUCAAACUGAAACCAAAGAAACUCUCCAGACACUCUUUCCACAGAUACCUGUAGAGACAGAGCAGUCCAACUGGUUACAAGUGUUUGCGCAGAAAGCUCAGGAGGCUCUCAGCCAGCAGAGCCAGGAGUCUCAGUCGAGCACAGCGUUGCCUGAGUUGCUCGAGAAACUGAAGGAGGCUGAGGAGAGCCAUGGCUCUCUGCAGGCUGAAUGUGAACAGUACAGGACAGUCUUGGCUGAAACAGAAGGAAUGCUGAAACAUUUGCAGAAGAGUGUGGAGGAAGAAGAGCUGGUAUGGAAGUCCAAGAUGGCUAACUCAGAGGAACAGCUGAGGCUGGCUUUGGAGAAGGCCAGCAAACUGGAGGCGGAAAACCAAAGUGUAGAGCAGUUGAAGGAGCAGAUGAUGCUCCUGGAAGCCCAGCUGGAGAAGCAGUCUGACAACCAGGGGGCCUCAGAGGAGAUGGAGCAGCUGAAACUGCAGCUGUCAGAGUGUCAGAGCCAGCUGGAUUUGGCCCAGAAGGAGGCCCAGGCACACAAGGAAGAGCUUGCACAGGUCAGAGAGCAGCUGGGCGAGGUUACGAUGCAGGCUCAACAAGAACAGAAUGGCCUCGCUGAUGCUCAACCCCGUCAGGUCCAGAACGAGUUGAGUCAGACGACCGAGAAGCUGCACAGGGAGGAGGCUCAAACGCAGCAGCUUUCCGAAGAGUUUGAGCAGGCCCAGAAGACUAUAACAGAACUUCAGGCUCAGCUGGAUCUCCUGAAGGUUUCUGCAGAGUCGCCACAAACUGACACAGAAGAUGUUGCUCAGCUCAAGGAGCGCCUGGAGAAGGAGAAGAAGCUGUCCAAAGACCUGGGCCAGGCAGCCACCAAGCUCCAGCAGCUUCUCAAAGCCACUCAGGAGCAGCUGACCAAAGAGAGAGACACGGUGAGAACACUACAGGAGCACCUGGAAGGCAAGGGAGAAUACGUGGAGCUGAAGGAAGGAACGUCCGUCUGAGAGGAAGCUCCCUGCAGACACUACAGAAAACUGCCAAAUAUGCCUUAUGAUUACCAUAGUUAUGCAUUCCAAAACUAUUUCUUUCUUGUACUGUAGUUGAUUGCAUUUGUUGCAAGUGUAGGAAUCAAAUGUUUGAUAUUAUGAACAUUUCAAAGCAAGAUUAGAGGAGAGAAUCCUGCUACAAUCUUAACUGAAACCCACAUUCCAUCAACAAUUCUGGCUAUGUCAGAAGUUAUUUAUCCCCCUGCCUUAUAUUCCAAACUUUUCCCCAUAGUUCAGUGUUAAAAAGGGAAACCGAUUGUACGUCAAACGUACAUCAACCUGUGCAAUUACUUUGUAUGUCUUUUCUAUGUGGUUGAAUGAUGGGAGCAUUUUAUGGUUCAGUGUUUCAUUACCUUUUGGGCCUGCUUUCCUCUGUAGCUGGCUGUCAAUAACACAAAUUUGUAUGAAUGAAUAAACUACAGUGUAGCUCUA
Messenger RNA from Chelmon rostratus (copperband butterflyfish), 4069 nucleotides. It is a transcript of the gene rrbp1a, whose product is annotated as ribosome binding protein 1a. NCBI's taxonomy places the organism in Eukaryota, Metazoa, Chordata, Actinopteri, Chaetodontiformes, Chaetodontidae. Gene Ontology annotation, biological process: protein transport. Gene Ontology annotation, cellular component: endoplasmic reticulum membrane. Bases 197 to 3595 code for a protein of 1132 amino acids. The transcript is spliced from 27 exons. The record is from RefSeq and is a predicted model, not a curated record.